Molecule: messenger RNA, 1251 nt
Organism: Dioszegia hungarica
Lineage: Eukaryota; Fungi; Basidiomycota; Tremellomycetes; Tremellales; Bulleribasidiaceae
Exons: 5
Coding region: 1-1251 (416 amino acids)
Source: RefSeq, a predicted model, not a curated record
AUGUGGUGGUACCGCAAUACCACCGAGAACGCCCAUUCCCACCUCCUCAACCACUCGGCCAACGCCUUUUGGGGCGCUCCGACCGACGGCAACAGAUGGAGCGACGAGCGCAAUCGCGAGCUCACGGCUCACCUCGAUCCCGCCUACGUCAAGCGUUUGAGCAACUCUCCCCGCCCCAUCACGCUCAAGAUGGACGAGCCUGCCCGCCCGCUGCCCAUCGUCGGGAUGCAGGAUCACACCCGGCUCACCCUGCAGCGGAAGAGGGCCACGCGGAUGGGAAAUGUCGCAGUGAACCCGGAGAAUGAGGCGAAUUGGAAGAGGCUGGGGUUGGAGAAGUGCUGGAAGAAUAGGAUGCUCGCGCCUACUGGCCCGCCCUGCGAUCGGCCCCAGUUUGAGGAUAGCGCGUUCUGCGACUAUCACUCGUGCAAACUCGCCACGCCCGACGGGUAUCGCUGCCCCAACCUCGUCGACAAUCCGGCUAUCAGCCGUAGCUGCUCUUCCGGCUACCACGCCGAGACUGACCGGGACGCCGAGCUCGACGCAUACGUCGAGAAGCGCAAGGCCGCCAUCGCCAUCGAGGUGGCUAUCAAGGCGAAAGCCGACGCCCAACAGGAACUCGACCUCCGCAUGCCCCUCAUCACCGAGUAUCAGCGUUCGCCCGAGUUCAGACAAAUGUCCCUCGAGUCGGGCGACGAGGCCGACAACCCCGAAACUCCACCUACUGCGCAACCCGCCCGGCUCGCCGAGGACGUCAGGGUAUGGUGGCGCGGUACAUCGACCGGGAACUCGGCGGAGCUCAUGUAUCCCCUUCCUAUCCCCAUCCGGUCUUCCAAGCCCGUCGCGGAGCCAGUCCCAGCCAGCGAGUCCACUUACGCGUCGCUCGACUCUAUCGCGGUCGACUUUGGGCUCGGCCUCACCAUCAAUGCCGACGGCCCCGGCGUCGGCGUCAACGUCGGAGUCAGCGCGGUCAACGGUAAUACCUAUCGUCAGCUCGGCGCCGGCGGGGACGAGCAGUCGGCCGAGACCGAGGAGGAUAUCAGUCAGUCCCUCGACACGGGUAUGCGCCGGCAGUUCCCCCAUAUCGACGCGCCAGCUACCACCAGCCAGCCAGCGCGGCGGUCGGCAAGCGAGCCGAGGCGGUUGUCUUUGGGGUCGGGGAGUCGGAUGGCGAGAAUCAUGACUGAGCGCUUUGGCAAUGGAUACGUCCGGAGACAAGCGUUCGGUCAUGCCUCGUCCUCCGACUCGGCCUAG